Molecule: messenger RNA, 768 nt
Organism: Phodopus roborovskii (desert hamster)
Lineage: Eukaryota; Metazoa; Chordata; Mammalia; Rodentia; Cricetidae
Gene: Znf239
Product: zinc finger protein 239
Exons: 1
Coding region: 40-705 (221 amino acids)
Biological process (GO): regulation of transcription by RNA polymerase II
Cellular component (GO): PcG protein complex; transcription regulator complex
Molecular function (GO): DNA-binding transcription factor activity, RNA polymerase II-specific; RNA polymerase II cis-regulatory region sequence-specific DNA binding
Source: RefSeq, a predicted model, not a curated record
UCCAUCAGAGAGACCAUCUGAAAGGAAAAGCCUGUGGAUAUGAGCAUUGUGGGACCAUCUUCACCAGGAGCUCGUCUGCUCAUCCAUCAGGCAGUCCACAUGGAUGAGAAACCUUACAAGUGUGACAAGUGUGGGAAGGGCUUCACCAGGAGCUCGAGUCUGCUCGUCCAUCAGGCAGUCCAUACAGGUGAGAAACCUUACAAGUGCGACAGGUGUGGGAAGGGCUUCAGUCAGAGCUCCAAGCUACACAUCCACCUGAGGGUCCACACUGGAGAGAAGCCGUAUGAGUGUGAGGAGUGCGGCAUGAGCUUCAGUCAGCGAUCAAACCUGCACAUCCACCAGCGUGUCCAUACGGGAGAGAGGCCCUACAAGUGUGCGGAGUGUGGAAAGGGCUUCAGCCAGAGCUCCAACCUCCACAUCCACCGCUGUAUCCACACGGGGGAGAAGCCCUACCAGUGCUGUGAGUGUGGGAGGGGCUUCAGCCAGAGCUCAGACCUGCGAAUCCACCUCAGGGUGCACACCGGGGAGAAGCCCUACCACUGUGGCAAGUGUGGGAGGGGCUUCAGCCAGAGCUCCAAACUCCUCAUUCAUCAGAGAGUGCACACCGGGGAGAAGCCCUACGAGUGCAGCAAGUGUGGGAGGGGCUUCAGCCAGAGCUCCAACCUCCACAUCCACCAGCGGGUUCACAGGAAGGACCUUCACUAAGUAACGUUGGCCAGCUCAGCAGUUCAGAACACUUUUAUUGGAAAGAUAAAUACUUUUCAUGGC